AAAACAAUGUGUGUUUGUCACUACAAAUUAGAGCCCAAAUUUUGUGUAUUUUCAUAAGGACUUACAGGCUUUUGCUUUGUCGUCCAGUUCGGCAUGUCCAGCUGCUCCGCUGCCCGCCAAGCGUUUAAAGUUCUCAUCUCACACCCGAAUGUGCCGGCGCCGGCAUUGGAUCUGUUGCGCUCACGAGGCGGAGAGCUGAUCUUUUGUGAAUGUGUGCCGCCGUCGCGCUCCGAGAUUAUCAGCAAGGUGGCCGGCGUGGAUGCCAUAUUUUGGGCACGAUAUCAGCCGCUGAAUGCAGAAAUUUUGGAUGCAGCCGGCUGUCAAUUGCGAGCAGUUAGCACCAUGUCCGCGGGCAUAGACUAUGUGGAUGUGCCGGAGUUCAAACGCCGUAACAUACCGCUGGGACACACGCCAGACGUGGUGCGCAAUUCCGUAGCCGAACUGGCAAUUGGUUUGAUGAUUGCAGCCGGUCGCAAUUUUCACGACGGACGUUGUAAGAUCGGCAGAUCGCAGUGGCGCAUUGAGGAAGUCGACUGGUUGAUGGGUCAGGAAAUUCGCGACUCCGUGGUGGGUUUCUUUGGAUUUGGCGGCAUAGGCCAGGCAAUCGCCAAGCGCUUGCAGAGCUGGGAUGUGGCCAAAAUACUCUACACCACCCGCACUCGCAAGCCCAAUGAGGCGGACUAUAAGGCCGAGCAUGUGCCUUUCGAACGGUUGCUAAAGGAGAGCGACUUCGUAGUCGUGGCCAGUCCGCUCACGGAGGAGACACGCGAGAAAUUUAACUCGCAGGCUUUCGGGCAAAUGAAAAGCAGCGCUGUGUUCGUCAAUGUGGCCAGAGGAGGUAUCGUAAAGCAAAGCGAUCUGCAUGAUGCACUUAAAUCAGGACGCAUAUUUGCUGCCGGCCUAGAUGUAACCACACCGGAGCCCUUACCGGCUGACGACCCACUCCUAAAGCUGCCCAAUUGCGUUGUACUGCCCCAUCUGGGAACACAGUCCUGGAAGACCACUACAGAAAUGGGCAUGUUGGCUGCCAACAAUAUCCUCAAUGCCUUGGAAGGCAAGCCCAUGAUCAAGUCGGCUUAUUAAACUUUCGAGUGCGUAUCGAAUUCGUAUAAACUCUUUAAUAUAUUUGUUUUUAUUUUUGGUGUA
Molecule: messenger RNA, 1146 nt
Organism: Scaptodrosophila lebanonensis
Lineage: Eukaryota; Metazoa; Arthropoda; Insecta; Diptera; Drosophilidae
Product: glyoxylate reductase/hydroxypyruvate reductase-like
Exons: 4
Coding region: 94-1083 (329 amino acids)
Cellular component (GO): cytosol
Molecular function (GO): NAD binding; hydroxypyruvate reductase (NADH) activity; glyoxylate reductase (NADPH) activity
Source: RefSeq, a predicted model, not a curated record